Molecule: messenger RNA, 1080 nt
Organism: Erigeron canadensis
Lineage: Eukaryota; Viridiplantae; Streptophyta; Magnoliopsida; Asterales; Asteraceae
Product: ER membrane protein complex subunit 3
Exons: 8
Coding region: 137-877 (246 amino acids)
Biological process (GO): protein folding in endoplasmic reticulum
Cellular component (GO): membrane; EMC complex
Source: RefSeq, a predicted model, not a curated record
UAAAGACUCAACACAUCAUAAAACCCCAACACACAAAAACACACACAGACAGUGUGGUAAACAAGAAAGAAAACAAAAUAUCCGAUCAGAUUGGAUUGGAUUCAAUUGGAAUCUGAUCGAAUUGAGUAAAAAAAAAAUGGCGGAAGAUUUAGUAUUAGAUACAGCAAUUAGAGACUGGGUAUUAAUACCGUUAUCAGUGGUUAUGGUUCUCAUCGGAAUCCUCCGUUACUUUGUUUCUAAACUCAUGCGCACCACUCAAUCUCCUGAUCCCAAAAUCAUCAAAGAAGGGCAGGUUAUAAUUAGGGCUAGGAAUUUAAGAGCUGCUGCUAAUUUCAUACCUGUUAAAGCUUUUCGUGCCCGCAAAUUGUAUUAUACUAAUGAGGAAAAUGGUUUACUUCAUGUUCCAAAGGGCCAGGCUCAGAAUCCACAAGCACAAAUGUUCUCUGAUCCAAACAUGGCUAUGGAUAUGAUGAAAAAGAAUCUUUCGAUGAUCAUACCACAGACCCUCACGUUUGCGUGGGUUAACUUCUUCUUUUCCGGCUUUGUAGCAGCAAAGAUACCUUUCCCAUUGACUCAAAGGUUUAGGUCCAUGUUACAGAAUGGGAUCGACUUAAGUACUGUUGAUGUCAGCUAUGUUAGCAGUCGCUCAUGGUACUUUCUUAAUCUCUUUGGUUUGAGAGGCUUGUUUAGUCUCAUCCUUGGAGAAGAAAACGCCACAGAUGAUACACAACGUAUGAUGCAAAUGAGCGGAUUUGGCUUUGAUCCAUCUAAGAGUUUGGGUGCAGAAAAAGAUGGUCUUGACAUAGUUCAGCAUGAUUGGGUCCUACCAAAGUUCGAGCAACGCGCUGAAGCUGUACUCAGAAAACGCCUUAGCUAAAUUACUAGACCUAUAGAGCACCGCUCUAUUUUGUGUUGGUAUACAAUUUCACCUGCUCCUGCUUCUAACCUAGUCGUAUUAGUGGGAAGUUGAGAUUUAAAAUAUUUUGACACUUAGUUUGACUAUUUUUAUUUUUUUUUGUCUUCACAAGGAACUUAUUUGAAUUGUAAUUGUUGUUAUAAUGUUAAAGGUUUUAUGUACUA